AAGGUGAAGGGUCGAUUUUAAAAGAGGCUCAGAGUAGUCCACAGUCGAGUCGGAAGCCGCGAGGGGUAUGCCGCAUCCAAUCUAUAAAUAAAUAACCCGGCCUCUCCUCGGGCCACGCAUUCGAAGACCCGAUUCCGAAGAGACAGCGGCGACGACGACGACGACUAUGUCCGAAGCAACCACCGAGGGCGGCGGAGGCGGUGCUGCUGCGGCGGCGGCGCCUCCUGCGAUCUUGUGGAACGAGGCGGAGGGGAGGUUCGAGACGGAGGACAAGGAGGCCUUCCUCCAGUACCGCCUCAGGGACGUGGCGGUCGGGGCCGGCGACGAGGACGACGACGAGGACGAGAAGAAGAAGAAGACGGCGAUGGAGAUGGUGCACACCUUCGUGCCGCGGAGGAAGCGCGGCUUGGGCCUCGCCGCCCACCUCGCCGCCGCCGCCUUCGCCCACGCCCAGCGCCGAUCCCUCCUCGUCAUCCCCACCUGCUCCUACAUCUCCGACACCUAUCUCCCCCGAAACCCAGUCUGGGACUCGCUUGUGUACAAGGAGGGAUCCAAAUCAUGCAUGUGAUGAUGCCAGGGAUGGAAAUGGAAAUGGAAAUGGAAAUUACAUACAUAGAUGUACGUCAUCUUCACGCUACUGAUUUAGAGAUCAUCCACUUAAUAAAUAUGGAUAUGGAUUGUAUCUAACUCUCUCUUCUGAGUUGAUGUAUUGAAAAAAUAGACUUGUACUAAUGUUUCAUCUUCUCCUCUGUUACUCAAAAGUUUUAUGCAGUAAUUAUAAUGCAAAAUGCUGAUGUUUUUCUCU
Molecule: messenger RNA, 805 nt
Organism: Ananas comosus (pineapple)
Lineage: Eukaryota; Viridiplantae; Streptophyta; Magnoliopsida; Poales; Bromeliaceae
Product: acetyltransferase At1g77540-like
Exons: 2
Coding region: 167-568 (133 amino acids)
Source: RefSeq, a predicted model, not a curated record